AUGUUUCGUGGCACUGGAGCAGCGCAUGCUGCUCGUUCUUUCCAUGACGCGACCUCAAGCAUUCCAAGCCCCUACGCUCGAAAUGAAGCAUUUACGGACCCUAAACGGAAACAGACCAUCAUUAGUCUUUUGGAUGUCCUGGGCGAGCUCAGCAAUGAGGCGUCUUCAGACAACGAUGCCAACCUUCCUUCCAAUUUGAAGAUGACCGAGACUGGUUUUUCAGCCACUGUGGACGAAAAACUACAAGUUGCAGGAUCAGAAUUGUUUAACAAAUUCGAGAGGCGAAUCGAUAAUCUUGACAAAGAGCUCCGCAACUUCGCUAACGCUGCCCGCCAACUUGGUAGUUCUGUUGGAAUAUUGUCAUCCGCUUUUCGACUACGGGAACGCCUCACAAAAUUGCUGUUUCUGUUUCGCGAGAACGCAGCUACGUUGUUCCCUCGGAAAAUUUUGCGUCAACCUCGAGAAACAUUAGUGAACCCUAACUUGAUGGACCGACGACGCACAUGGAGAGGUCAACAACCUCCGCUCAGGCCCAUUCAUGAUGAUGGUCUUGAUCCCGAAAGUUUCCCCGGUCAAUUCGCUAGUUUCGCAGAAGAUGUCGUAACGUUCCUGAACUGCCUGAACGAGUUUCCGGAGUUUACAGACGAGGCAGUCAAUACGUCAAUGCGUGCUUUCGAAGUCGAUCUCAAGUAUUGGGCAUCGUGUCUUCAGGAGUACAAAGGUCAAUUUCGGUACCCAGCAGUGCAGCGCUAUAUCCACGAUUUGACGUCAGAAAUUGGGGAGCACAUUGAUAACAUCACGGUCAAUCUGUCGAUGUUUAUCGAAAUCGGCGUGCCGACGAUUAGGUUCGCCCAGCAGCAUGCGGCAGCAAACCUGCUAAACUUAUCGACAGUCGCGACGUUUUUCUCAGCUGUGACGGCAACGACCUUACAAUUUUCAUACCAAUUGACAGAUGGAGUGCUGGAGAAGUCUGUUAAUGCGUUCUGGUUCUCCUCGUUGGUUUUCAGUAUAGCAGCCGCAGUGAACAGUCUCCUUGGUCUUACCUGGAAGCAAGCCAUGUAUCGCUCUCCGGGACAUAGGGUACCUUGGUGGGUAUUGAUAUGGAUUAAGCGAUCGCCUUUAGUCUUUCUCGUCAUGUCUGUGGCAUGCUUUUCCGCGGGCUUGAUGCUUUUCACAUACGCUACAAACCAGGGAUUUGUCACGUCCACGAUCACCACUGUCUUUACAGCCGUCACUUCCUUCGGCCUGGCUGCCGUCUCCGCUUGGUUCGCCUCAGAACGCUGGAUAUUCGUUCAGCACCGCGGUCAUGUGUGGCUGGAGGAUGUAAUAAAUGAGGCAACUCACCGCAUGCUCCUCCUAUCUGCUGUUGUGGAAUUGCGGAAGAUCAUCCACUUUUGCAAUCAACGCAUCUUGGCGACCCGCGGCCUGAUAAGACGAGUGUCUUUCAAGAAGGAGGGCCCGCAGAUGCUUGAACUUCCUCACCGCCAGGAGCCAGCUUUAUCCGUGUGCUCGGAAUAUACCGAGCGCCACAAUUCUUUGGAUGUGCCUGCGAGUGAGGAGAGCGAGGCUUCCCGUCGAUCCAUUGCCCGUCAGCGCUUCAAGGGAGCCGUUCGUUCUGUCAUCAUGAUGCAGCAAGCGCAAGCGGGGCAGACCCCGCUGUAUCUACGGCCCUUCAUGCCGCCACGGACCCCCUCUUUUGACAGGACCUCCGCUUCAGGAAUGUCUCCCACCCGAUUCUCGUCCAUCGGUUUGAACACCAUUCGAGGACAGAGAGUUUCUACAUUGAUCCCAAAGCUGAAAACCCUGGAACCCUUACAGGACCUCUCCAUACAUACCGCCCUUGUUCGGCAUCUACAGUUCUCCCCGAACUGGAAAAUAUCUCGCUACGUCAAGGAAUCUUUUUCAACUCAGGCUGUUCUGGUACACGUGCGUGGCUUUAUCGGCCAAGUUGCAUGGUCUGCGACCGGUACCAUUCUCUUGACGAGAUUAACUCGCGGAAUCAAGGUCUGGACGGAGGAUGGACUCUGUAAGAGAACAAUCGACCGACCGCACUCUGUGUCAUCUAUAACAUGGCUGCCUAACAGCGAGACGCAAUUUUUCUCUGUCGAAGGUAGCGAUGUUUUCAAACUGGACACCCAAGGAAAGGUUCUUGAUUCGUAUCACUUUGGUCGCAUCCAGUUGCACAAUGUGGUCGUGACUCCAGAUGGCCAGCGGUUACUGGGUGUGGGUCCACUCCUUGCGGCACCUAAUGGUUUGCAUCCAAGUCGCACCACCAGGGUCGAAAAACGCAUAAUAGUUUUCAACAUGGAGACUAAAACGUUCGAGAGCCAGACACCCGUCGUGAACGACGUGCGUGACAUAACGAUUUCCAAAAGGGGUGGAAAUGUGUUGAUUUCUUUUGAGCGCAAGACACCUCCGCAGUUGUGGAAAAUGGAGCUAGUACGGGAUACUAGAGGUCGCGAACAAUUUUCAUAUGCACAAGUCGCUAGGCUGCUUCUCCGCCAUACGUAUCUGCCCAAAGCUCAGGUGGAUAUCGCAGGCUCCAGCUACUUUGGGGGAAAGGAAGACCAGUUAGUGCUAUGCGCAGGGAAAGCGGGCGAUAUUCACAUUUGGGAUCGCGAUAGUGCAGCGUUGCUACAUUACAUUAGACCUCAAACAUUCGGCGGGGACUUGACAUGUGUUGCAUGGAACCAUUCCACCGACGAACCCUUCAUGUUCGCCACAGGCAGCCACGACGGUACGGUACGCAUAUGGACGACGCCAGCGGGGGACCGCUCUUCUGAUGACGCAUCCUAUCUCGAGCGGCGCACUGAUGCCGGUAUGACAAGUUCGGAUCAGUGUGCGUCUCCACCUAUCUUGGCCCCACCGUCUCCGCCUAUCCUGGGUCCACCGCAUGUGCCUGGAUCCAGUCGUCGAGAAAGAGCGCCGACCAUACGAACUAAAUUCUCGAUAGGACCUGGGUAG
Messenger RNA from Suillus subaureus, 2964 nucleotides. RefSeq lists its product as uncharacterized. The record is from RefSeq and is a predicted model, not a curated record. Gene Ontology annotation, cellular component: GID complex. The transcript has 22 exons. Lineage: Eukaryota; Fungi; Basidiomycota; Agaricomycetes; Boletales; Suillaceae. The coding region runs from base 1 to 2964 and encodes 987 amino acids. Gene Ontology annotation, biological process: proteasome-mediated ubiquitin-dependent protein catabolic process. Gene Ontology annotation, molecular function: protein binding.